Lagenorhynchus albirostris (white-beaked dolphin) is the source of this 2750-nucleotide messenger RNA. RefSeq names its product WD repeat domain 73 (gene WDR73). Gene Ontology annotation, molecular function: protein binding. Bases 166 to 1311 code for a protein of 381 amino acids. The transcript has 8 exons. Gene Ontology annotation, biological process: cytoplasmic microtubule organization. Lineage: Eukaryota; Metazoa; Chordata; Mammalia; Artiodactyla; Delphinidae. Gene Ontology annotation, cellular component: cytosol; spindle pole. The record is from RefSeq and is a predicted model, not a curated record.
GCGGAAGUGGGGUACCGGAAGCGACAGUUGCCAUGGAGCCCGCGGAGGACUGGCUGGUGGAAUCCUUGCGCUUGUAAAUCGUGUGGGCUUGGGACGUGGAAUCCGGGUCUGGAGCUGGCUUGGGGGCGGACGGGCGCGGCAUGGAGCACGCAGGAAACCCGCGGCAUGUGGGGCGGGACCUGUACGGAGGACUCCGCCUGGGCCUCGGCUCCCGCAGCUGGGAAAUGGCACCUUCCUGUGUACCAGGAUUUCCAUGCAUUCGACCUCUCGGGAGCCACUCGAGUCCUUGAAUGGAUUGGUGACAAAGGAAUCUUGGUUGCUGGCUAUGAAAGCCUGAAAAAAAAUGAGAUUCUUCAUCUGAUAUUACCUCUCAGACUUUCUGUAAAAGAAAACCAGGGCUUAUUCCCUGAAAGAGAUUUCAGGGUACGCCAUGGAGGAUUUUCAGACGGGUCUGUCUUUGAUCUGAAGUAUGUGCCAGACACCAGGUUGCUGGUGACCAGUGGCCUUCCCGGUUGUUACCUGCAGGUGUGGCAGGUUGCAGAGGACAGCGAUGUCAUUAAGGCUGUCAGCACCAUUGAUGUGCACGAGAAGGAGGGGCGUCUCUGGCCCAGGAUGGCCAUCUUCUCGUCGGCGGCGCCCGGAGUCCUCCACGGGGCCAGGCUCAGCAGUCUGAAGGUGGUGGAUCUGGAAUCACAGAAGACCACCUACAGCUCAGGUGUCAGUGACGACGAGUUGCUGAGUAGCCUGCAGGUCCUGGACGCAGAUACCUUUGCCUUCUGCUGCACCUCGGGCCGCCUGGGGCUUGUCGACACCCGCCAGAAGUGGACCCCGUCAGAGAACCUCAGGCCCGGCUCUGGGUCCGCUGGAGGGAGGUGGUGUGCAGAAGCUGGGGGCCGGGGCCCUGGGCCCAGCAUUGCCAGCCUUGGCUCGGACGGGCAGCUCUGUCUUCUUGACCCCCGGGAUCUCUGCCAGCCGGUGAGCUUGGUCCAGUGCCCAGUGUCCAUGCCUAGCCCUGACCCAGAGCUGCUGCGAGUGACUUGGGCUCCAGGCCUGGACAACUGCUUGGCCAUUUCAGGUUUUGAUGGGACGGUCCAGGUCUAUGACGUCACGUCUUGGGGUGGAAUGGGGCGCCAAGUAGAACCUCUCUUCACUCACAAAGGUCACAUCUUCCUAGACGGCAAUGGGAUGGACACUGCUCCACUGGUCACCACCCACACCUGGCACCCCUGCAAACCGAGGACUUUGUUGUCUGCAGCAAGUGAUGCCUCUCUGCACGUAUGGGACUGGGUGGACCUCCAUGCUGCCCGCUGACUCCAGCAUCUUUCCGCCCAGGCCCUAGGAAGCUGCUGUGUAGCAAGGAUAUUGAUUCAAGAUUCAAGUGACCACAGAGCCCUGUUACCAGCUGAGUGGCUGUGGGCAAGUUAACCAGCCCCUCAGUCCCAGUUUAUUUGUAGAAUGAGACUGGUAAUAACUACCUGGUAGGACUGUUGGGAAAGUUAGAAGUAACAUAUUUAAAACUAACUGGUAAGGGGACUUCCCUGGUGGCACAGUGGUUAAGACUCCGCACUCCCAAUGCAGGGGGCCCGGGUUCAAUCCCUGGUCAGGGAACUAGAUUCCACAUGCAUGCUGCAACUAAGAGUUCGCAUGCCACAACUAAGGAGCCUGCCUGCCGCAACUAAGGAGCCCAUGUGCUGCAACUAAGGCUCCUGCGAGCCACAACUAAGGAGCCCACCUGCUGCAACUAAGACCCAGCACAACCAAAUAAAUAAUAAAAAAUAAUAAUAAUAACUGGUAGGAUUCAUGGCACAAUAAAGAUUUCGUAGCUACUCUUAGAUCUGGGAGCCCCAUUUCCCCCAAGUGUAAAAUGGCAGCGUUUUACCCCUGUCUGCAUUCACAACAUCAUGGAAUCUGAAGAGCCAACGAAUGUAAACAGGUUCUGUGAACUUUUCUACAGAAGUGAAAAUGUAUAGUGACAGAUAAUCAUGAAAAAAGUCAACGCCAGUAGCAAUUAAGGAAAUAGCAAUUAAAAUAAGGUUAUGCCAUUUUUAUCUACUAAAUUGCCAAAUUUUAAAACAUUUUUGCCUUGAACAGCUGUUAGAGGUUACAUGGUACACAAUUCAGAAGGUACAGAGGAGCAUCUUAGUUCUUUGGGGGCAGCUGUUUUUAAAGGUGGUAACAGCCAGGGUGGGGAGCUAGGCAUUCUCAUCAGUACCACCUGCAGCUGGCAUUCAGGCAGAGACUGGCCACCCUCCUCUUGGGCGGUUCUCACUGGAACACGGCCUUCACCAGGGUGAUGCUUUCCAACCCCUGCCCCCCAGGGGAGUAGGCCCAAAGGACAUUUCUUUUUGGUGGCCCGUAGCAAAUAUGAAAGUGUACCUGCAUGUGAUUCCUCACUGUCACAUUUGUUAAAGGAUUUUCAGCAAUUUUCUUGUUGAAAUUAUGUGAUUACUAGUCAGUUUGGGCUCUGAUUUUUUUUUAAAGUAGCUUUAUUGAGAGAUAAUUCACAUACCAUACAAUUCAACCAUUUAAAAUGUACAAUUUAAUGGGUUUUGGUAUACUACUUUAUUAGUUUUUAAAAAUUAUGGUAAAAUAUAUCUAACGAUUUGCCAUUUUCCCCAUUUUUAAGUGUACAACUCAGUGGCAUUAAUUACAUUCACAAUGUUGCAUGACCAGCACCACUAUUUGUUUCCAAAACUUUUCAUCACCCCAAACAAACUGACUAUUGUGGGCUCUGGUUUUUUGGCUCUCAG